This is a messenger RNA of Peronospora matthiolae, 207 nucleotides long. NCBI's taxonomy places the organism in Eukaryota, Oomycota, Peronosporomycetes, Peronosporales, Peronosporaceae. The record is from the annotation of a GenBank genome assembly.
AUGAAACUCUCCAUUUGCCUCCUACUCGCUGCGGUCACAGCUACGACGAUCUGUGUACAAGCAACGGAUACCCGUCCGAACGAACUUCUUGAUGGACUUGACGUGCUUUCUCAUAUCCUCACGGAUAAGGACAGUCGGGUGUAUGUCGAAGAUGAUGGACAUGACCACUACCACGACCACGAUGACUACCACCACAAGAACAUCUAG